CUUCAGCGGAGCAGCGGGGAUGGUCCUACUGUGGUUAGGGUCUGUACUGCCGCAGUGUCUGGGGGUGGUGUACACCAACGACUGGGCGGUGAGGAUAACCGGGGGCCCAGAAACGGCAGAGAGUACCUUAAAUAAAUAUGGAUUUGUUAAUAUGGGACAGGUUGGAGAUCUGGAGGAGUACUACUGGUUCCGCCACAACGGAACCCAGGAACGCUCUAUGGUGUCCAACAAAGACAUUACACGCAUCAUCUCCAAGGAAACCAAGGUGGAGUGGCUACAGCAGCAGGUGAUACACAGCAGGACUAGGAGGAACUCCAGAGCCAGUCACAUCUACUCCAUCGACGUCAGGACUAAACUGGAUCACCACAACCAACGCUCACCUAACCAAACCCAGACCCAGACCCAGGACAGGGGCCAGUCCCAAAACCAGGCCCAGACCCAGGCCCAGGCCCAGACCUUUACCUUCAAUGACCCCCAGUGGAGCAGCCAGUGGUAUCUUCACUGUGAUGACUCCUCCCAGAGCUGCCCGUCCUCCAUGAACAUAGAAGGGGCCUGGAGGAGAGGCUUCACCGGUCGAGGGGUGGUGGUGACUGUCCUGGACGACGGCAUCGACCCACGCCAUCCGGACCUUCAGACAAACUAUGAUCCUCUCGCUAGCUAUGACAUCACUGAGAACAACCCGGACCCAACCCCCCGAUAUGACAUCACCAACACCACCAACAACCAUGGGACAGCUUGCGCAGGGAUCAUCGCUGCAACUGCUAACAACUCCCACUGCAUUGUGGGAGUGUCCUUCCACGCCAGAAUAGGGGGCAUUCGUAUGCUGGAUGGAGAUGUGACAGACAUAGUGGAGGCCCAAUCCCUGAGCUUCAGGCCCCAGCAUGUGGACAUCUACUCGGCCAGCUGGGGGCCGGAGGACGAUGGGAGGACUGUGGAGGGGCCUGGCACUCUAGCUCGCCUUGCCCUGGAGCACGCCAUACGCUCAGGCAGGAAGGGGAGGGGCUCCAUCUUCAUGUGGGCGUCAGGUAACGGUGGGCGCUAUGGCGACCACUGCUCCUGUGAUGGUUAUGCUAGCAGCAUCUACACCAUCUCUGUGUCCAGCUCUACCCGGGAUGGGGGGCAGCAUGCCCCCCUGGAACCCUGUGCUUCCACGCUUACGACCGCCUAUGGUGCAGAGGAGGACCAGUUCCUGGAGACCGCAACCUUGGAUCUGAAGCAAGGUUGUACCACAGUGCAUUCUGGGAGCUCCGUCUCCACCGCCAUGGCCGCUGGGGUCAUCGCGCUUGCCCUGGAUGCCAAUCCUGUGUUGACCUGGAGGGACGUCCAGCACCUGAUCGUGAGAACAUCCCAGCCUGGUCACCUUGACGACCCUGACUGGUACACCAACGCAGCAGGAUACAAGGUGAGCCACCAGUAUGGGUUUGGCCUGCUUGACGCAGAGCGUCUGGUGAAGGAGGCGGAGAGCUGGAGACAGGUCCCCCCCCAGCAUGUGUGUGAGGAGACCCCCAUGCUGAACAACAGUGUCAUACCAGAAGGCUCUGUGCUGAGGUCUGUCCAUGAGUCUACUGGCUGUUCCAGCCACCCCCCUCACCAUGUGGUCUAUGUGGAACAUGUCCUUGUCCGAGUCACCGUCACACACGGUCGCCGUGGAGACCUCUCCAUCGCGCUCACGUCACCCGCAGGAACCCGCUCUCAGCUGCUGGCCAACCGGCCUCUGGACCAAUCAACUGAGGGCUUUCGGAGCUGGGAGUUCAUGACCACUCACUGCUGGGGAGAAAGGUCUUCUGGGAAAUGGAGUCUGGAGGUCCUCGACAUGCCCUCUCCAAAGAGAGAGAACAGUAUACAAGGGAAACUGGAAGAGUGGGCUCUGGUGUUUUAUGGCACCUCCAAGCACCCGUACUCCAUGCGACGUGAGCAAGCCCGCUCAGCUGAGCUGCCGGCCGGCGGCAGCAGCAGCGAUGACCUCAGCGAGGAAUACAGCGGACCAUGUGACGCAGAGUGCGGUGAGGAUGGCUGUGAGGGCCCCGCCCCCCAGCAGUGUGUCACGUGCUUACACUUCUUCCUCAAGUUCAAGAACAACACAAGGACAUGCGUGUCAGCGUGCCCCGUGGGGUUCUGGGGCGACCGGCAUCGCUGUAAGAAGUGCUAUUCUUCCUGUGAGAGCUGCAACGGCAGUCGUAGUGACCAGUGCACUUCCUGUCGCCCCGGACACCACCUGACCGAAGGGACCAAUAGCUGCACAGCUAAAUGCGGGGACAACUACUACCUGGACCACGAUCUGAAUACCUGCCGUCGAUGCAGUGACAGCUGCCUGAGGUGCACUUCAGUCAACAUCUGCACGGAAUGCAAACCAGGCACGAGUCUCCAGGGUAACCGAUGCCAGCGGAGCUGCGGAGCAGGAAGUUACCUUAGCGACAAGGAGGGGGAGGGGGCCUCCUGCCAGCCCUGCGACCAAGCCUGUGCCACCUGUGCAGGCGGCGGUGCGGAGGCGUGUAACCAGUGUGCGGAGGGAUACCUGAUGGAGGAGUGGAGGUGUGUGUUCUCGUGCAGCCCGGGGUUCUAUGCCACGCUCGCCACGGACGACGCUGGCGGCCAGAGGAUGUGUAGGAGGUGUGAUGCCGGCUGUCUCACCUGUGUGGGACCAGGCAGCAGGAACUGCAGCAGCUGUGCCAGCGGACGCCCCCUGCAGGACGGCAUGUGUGUGGUCAGCACCGCGUGUGGACACGGUGAGUACCAGGACAGUCAUGGGGCGUGUCACGCGUGUGAGGCAACAUGUAUGAAGUGUACAGGGCCGAAGAGUGAGGACUGUAUCAGCUGUGAGCCCUCAUGGUCUCUGGACGAGGGUCGCUGUGAGGAGGAGUGUUCCCAGGGGAAGUACCAGUCUGGCGGGCAGUGCCACUUGUGUGACCACACCUGCGCCACCUGUCUGGAGAGUGGCCCUGCCAACUGCACUAGCUGUGACACAGACAAGUUUGGAACGGACCGCUACUUGUACAGCGGCGAGUGUGUGGACACGUGUCCGGAGGCCUUCUAUCACACCCAGGACAACGCCUGUGCGCCAUGCCCCGCCCACUGCACCGUCUGCUCCGCCCCCUCCCGCUGCCUCCGCUGUAACUCCUCCUACUACGUCUCCAACGGCUUCUGCUCCAAGCUGGAGUGUGGAGAGGGUGAAGUAGAGGAUCCAGAGUAUGACGACUGCAUGGCCUGUGAGGAAGGCUGCAAGAAGUGUGUCCUCUAUAACCCCAGACACUGCCUGUCCUGCACAGACGGCUUCUACAAGUUUCAGGAGGGCUGCUACAAGAACUGCCCAGCCAAGACGUACAUCGUGCCCGAGGAGAUGACUUGUGUUCCGUGCGAUGACAACUGCGUGAGCUGCGAUGAGGACCAGUGCUACUGGUGUGAGACAGACCUCUUCUUAUCAGAGGGGAAGUGUGUACCAGAGUGUCCUGACGGUUUCUACGGCGAUGAGGACACCCAGGACUGCGAGGAGUGUCACCCGGACUGCGCGACGUGUACCGGGCCAGACAGCGACAGCUGUCUGUCCUGCGAAGACGAGGAAAAGAGGGCAGAAGAUGGGGAGUGUGUCCCCAUCCAGGAGGCUUGUCCAGAGAAGACCUUCUACAGUGACGAGGGCGAGUGUGAGGACUGCCACGCCUCCUGCAGCUCCUGCUCUGGGGAGCUGAAGAGCCAGUGUGUCACCUGCGUCAAAGGGCGCUUCCUGACAGCAGAGAGGACAUGCGUGUCCAGGUGUCCAGCGGGCCACUUCAGCAACCGGACCAGCGGUGUGUGUGAGGCGUGUUCGCCGGGCUGCGCUUCAUGUGUGGGCGCCCAGCGCUGCACGCGCUGUCAGGCCGCACGCAAGACCCCCUUCUACCUGCAAGACGGACUCUGUGUCCACCAGUGCCUGAGGGGUUAUCCUGUAGGCCAGGUGUGUCACAGCUGUGUUCCAGGCUGUGGCUCCUGUGAGCAGAAUGCCACCCACUGUGUGAGCUGUGACGCCCCCCUGGUCCUGCACCAACACCAGUGUGUGGAGUCCUGCCCCCCCGGACACUCCCUCAGGGAGGGGGCAUGUCAACACUGCCCCCUGUCCUGCCUGCACUGUGACACACAGGGCCAGUGCACAGAUUGUGAGGAGUACCACUUCCUCCAGGAGGGGCACUGCGUGGCCGACUGCCCCGAGGGCUUCUUUGAGGACUCGGAGCGGCGUGCGUGCGAGCGCUGUCACCCGGACUGCGAGCUGUGUGACGGGGCGCGCUCCGACGACUGCGACGCCUGCGCCGACCCGGCCGCCACGCUGCUCAAGGGGGCGUGUCUCUCCCACUGCCCCGCCCACACCUACAGGAACGGUCGGACCGGGGAGUGCGAAGGCUGUGGUUUGACGUGCCUUACCUGCUCGGGGCCCGGCCUGGACGCCUGCCUGAGCUGCAAGGAGGGUUUGAAGCUGGACACACAGGGCCACUGUGCCCCCCUCACCUCCCACUGCCCCCCACACCACUACCAGGACCAGCCCUCCACGGACUGUCACCCCUGCCACAAGCACUGCCACCAGUGCUAUGGACCUGGCAAGACCCACUGUUUCAACUGCAACCAGAACCACUUCCUGCUCAAUGAAACCUGCCUGGACAAGUGCCCGGUGGGCUACUUCCAGGAGGAGGCGGGACUGAGGUGUGAAGCCUGCCACCCCUCCUGCCAGUCCUGCGUGGGUAAACACAGCCACGAGUGCCUGAACUGCCAGCCCCAGCUGUACCGGGACAGCAAGGACUGUGUAGACACCUGCCAGGCCAGUUACUAUGGUAACGCGGCCUCGAGGAUGUGCGAGAGGUGUGACCCGAGCUGCAGCGAGUGUUUUGGGGGCGCGGCCGACGAGUGCCUGAGCUGCGCUCAUAGGCUGCUGUACCUGAGGAAGGAGGGGCGAUGUCUGUCCACCUGUCCCCAGGGACACUACCGGGACAGCCAGCACCUGACCUGUGAACCCUGUCACCCCAGCUGUAGGAGCUGCUCUGGUGUGGACCCCCAGGUGUGUGAGUCAUGUGACCCAGGAUACAGCCUCUCUGAUGGGCUGUGUGAGUCCCAGUGCAGCCUGGGAGAGUACUCCAUCGUCCAGGGAGAGGGUCACAGCUGCGAGGACUGCCACAGCUCCUGUCUGGAGUGCAGAGGGCCGGGCCUCUACAACUGCACCAUGUGUCCCUCCCAGGCCAUCCUGGCCUCUGGGGGGCGCUGUCUGCUCUGCUGCAGGAAGGACGGCCCCACAGAGGAAGUGGAGGAGGAGGAGGGGGAGGGGGCGGGGGCGCUAGCAGACCAGCAGGAGUGUUGUAACUGCACUGAGACCAGAGGGGAGUGUGUCCUCAGCACCAACUUUGCCUUCCGAAACGAGGCAGAGGAGGAGUCGACGGGCAACCUGGCGCUCUUCAUCACCACCUCCAUCCUCCUCCUCCUCGGCCUCGCCGCCGUCGUCCUCCUCGUCCGGCGCUCCCGCUCCAAGAGCCCCGCCCCCGACAUCGCCCCCCGCGGCUACGAGAAGCUGGGCUCCGGCGGGGGAGGGGGGGGGAGGCAAGGCGGCGGCCUAGGCUCCGCCUCCUCCUACGGGGGCCACUCCAGCGCCGGCGCCGGGAACUUUGGCGAGUCUCAGUUGGCGGGCCUGGGCGAGCGGGGGAAGGCCGGGGCGAAGGACGAGGACGAUGACGACGAGGACGAGGACAUCGUGUACAUGGGCCAGGACGGGACGGUGUACCGCAAGUUCCGCUACGGCGGGAUCGACGACGACCAGGAGGACGAGCUGGAGUACGACGACGAGAGCUACACCUUCCGGUGAGCGGCGGAAACGCCCUCCGUCAGGGGCCCUGGCUCUCUUCUCCUCCCCCUCCGUCAGGGGCCCUGGCUCUCUUCUCCUCCCCCUCCGUCAGGGGCCCUGGCUCUCUUCUCCUCCCCCUCCGUCAGGGGCCCUGGCUCUCUUCU
Molecule: messenger RNA, 5955 nt
Organism: Osmerus eperlanus (European smelt)
Lineage: Eukaryota; Metazoa; Chordata; Actinopteri; Osmeriformes; Osmeridae
Gene: pcsk5a
Product: proprotein convertase subtilisin/kexin type 5a
Exons: 37
Coding region: 20-5812 (1930 amino acids)
Biological process (GO): peptide hormone processing
Cellular component (GO): trans-Golgi network; Golgi membrane
Molecular function (GO): serine-type endopeptidase activity; protein binding
Source: RefSeq, a predicted model, not a curated record